Molecule: messenger RNA, 1371 nt
Organism: Monascus purpureus
Lineage: Eukaryota; Fungi; Ascomycota; Eurotiomycetes; Eurotiales; Aspergillaceae
Source: the annotation of a GenBank genome assembly
AUGGUUAAGAUUACGUCGUACGCUACGAGGGAUAUUAGGUUUCCCACCUCCCUCGAUAAAACUGGCAGCGAUGCCAUGAAUGUUGCCGGUGACUAUUCAGCAGCAUAUUGUAUCUUCUACACCGAUGCUGAACUGACGGGACAUGGCCUGACAUUCACCAUCGGCCGCGGCAACGAAAUCGUCCGCGCAGCAAUCGGCGAAUUCGCAAGCAUGGUCAUCGGCAAAGACCUCGACCAGCUAACAGCCAACUGGGGCCGAACAUGGCGAUACCUAGUGUCCGACAGCCAAAUCCGAUGGAUCGGUCCUGAAAAGGGCGUGACACAGUUAGCCCUGGCGGCCGUGGUGAACGCUCUCUGGGAUCUGUGGGGGAAAAGUCUGGGGAAGCCCGUGUGGCGGAUUGUAGCGGAUAUGACGCCCGAGGAGGUCGUCAGGUGCAUUGAUUUUCGGUAUAUCACUGACGCCUUGACUCCUGGGGAGGCGAUUGCGUUGCUUCGUGAGAAUGAGAAGGGGAAGCAGGAGCGGAUUAAGGAGGCGGAGAGUAAUACGGCUGUGCCGGCUUAUACGACCAGUGCUGGGUGGUUGGGAUACCCGGAGAACAAGCUGAGGAGUCUUUUGCAGGAGAGUGUGCAGCUGGGAUAUAAGCAUUUCAAGUUGAAGGUUGGGGGGAGCGUGGAGGAUGAUAGACGGCGACUGGCGAUUGCAAGGGAAGUCAUUGGGUACGACAAGGGGAAUGUGUUGAUGGUGGAUGCGAACCAGGUCUGGUCCGUCCCCGAAGCCAUCGACUGGAUGCGCGAACUCGCCGAAUUCAAGCCGUGGUUCAUCGAGGAACCCACCUCGCCCGACGACAUCCUGGGCCACGCAGCCAUCAAAAAGGCCCUCUCCAACACUCCUCACGGCCCUAUCGGCGUAGCCACGGGAGAGAUGUGCCAGAACCGCAUCAUUUUCAAGCAGCUCCUCCAAGCCGGCGCCCUGACAGUGCUCCAAGUCGACGCGUGCCGCGUCGGCGGCGUCAACGAAGUCCUCGCCAUCCUGCUGAUGGCGAAGAAAUUCGGCGUGCCCAUCGUCCCUCAUUCUGGAGGUGUCGGUCUGCCAGAGUACACGCAGCAUCUGAGCACGAUCGAUUACGUGGUUGUCAGUGGGAAGAAGAGUCUGCUGGAGGCUAUCAGUCAUCUGCAUGAACAUUUCGUGCAUCCGGCUACCAUUCGACAUGGAUAUUAUGUUACCCCUACGGCCCCGGGGUAUAGUGCAGAGAUGAAGGAGAGUAGCUUGGAAGCGUUUGAAUUCCCUGGUGAGGAGGGGAAGAGUUUCUGGAGGACGGAUGAGGCGAAGGGGAUUCUGGAUGCGCCGAGGGUGCUUGGCUUGAGGGUCUAG